Camelina sativa (false flax) is the source of this 456-nucleotide messenger RNA. NCBI's taxonomy places the organism in Eukaryota, Viridiplantae, Streptophyta, Magnoliopsida, Brassicales, Brassicaceae. The record is from RefSeq and is a predicted model, not a curated record.
AUGCCUCGAGAAGGAAAUUUAUCAGUCUUAGAAAGCUUACCACAAGAUAUUCUUGGGGAUAUCAUAUCCAGAGUUGCAAAAGGUGGCCGUGAAGAUGUUCUUCAUUGCAUGUUAGUUUCACAUGAACUAGCAAUAGCCUGCAAGGAUGAAAGAGUUGCUAAAAAUCUCAGCCUAAAGCCCCUGGCCAUGAAUCCAUUAUCAACUUUAAACAACUAUGAAGCAGUCAUGGAGAGAUGUCUACAAAAUGGUAAUGCUGAAGCACAUUAUAUUGAAGGCAUAAAGGAGUAUUUCUACCACAACAACACAGACAUCAGCCUCCAUCAUCUCGAAACAUCUGCUGAAGGUUUGUAUGAAAAAGGCAUUUAUCUAUAUGGGAUACUCAUGUUAUGCAGGGGAGAAAUAGAGAAAGGUAAACAAUAUCUGGAUAAGCUUGCAACAUCCGUGUUCCGGGAAUAG